Messenger RNA from Umbelopsis ramanniana AG, 2739 nucleotides. RefSeq lists its product as uncharacterized. The transcript has 2 exons. Bases 350 to 2467 code for a protein of 705 amino acids. NCBI's taxonomy places the organism in Eukaryota, Fungi, Mucoromycota, Umbelopsidomycetes, Umbelopsidales, Umbelopsidaceae. The record is from RefSeq and is a predicted model, not a curated record.
GUUUUUCUCAUAAAGAAGAUGGUGGUCAUCAUCAGGUAAUCCUAGUAAAAUCCUUUGUCGCGCGCGAGACAACUGAAUCACAAGCAAAAACGAACACUACAAUGGCAAAAGUUGAUAUGAAUACGAAUAUUUUUACUGGCGUGCAAUAAGACAGCAUUAUUUUUCUUUCAUGUUGCGUUGCAAGCGGUUGACAGAGCCCGUCGGAAAUUGAAUAAGCACGUCACAAAGCACGUGAUUUGCGAAAGUUGGGUAUGGUCGCGCCUUUGAAAAAAUCCCCCUUUGGUUUUGAAAUAUCCUUUGUUUUUUGUGCUGCUUUCUUUGACAUUACUUCUUUCAUUCCACCCUCAAAAUGAGCAAGAUGCAAAGCCGUAGACGUCAACAAGGACAAGCACAGACUGUUAGUGAUGGGGAAGAAGAAAGUCGUACAGAGAAAUCGGCUGAGACAACUUCCAGGUCACGAAACAGCCAGGCCGAUCGUCCAUCUCCAAAAGACAGCGAUGCUAGUGGCAACCAUAGCGAUCCUGCUUCCACUGAAGGCGCUAGAACUCCCACCAAAAGCAAGUCCACUCCUACAAGACGCAGCAAGUCUUUGACUAAUCACAGUGCUAAAACGGACCAAGAUGCAUCUCCUAAACCUACAAGCCGUAAGCAGAAUGUGACAUCCAAGGCGCGAUCCACAGCAACCAAGACAAGUAGUGAGAAUGACCAAAAAUCUUCACCGAAGCCUGUCAUUAAUGCAUACGAUGUUAGCGAAUCUCCUCCAUUCCGUAAAUACAUGACCAAUUCUCGUGGGCGAGGUAAUUUCCGAGAGUCUCCACAAUUCUCAACGGGGCAUGGACGGGGUCGCGGUAGCACACGAGGAGGCAGACAGGCUCGCAGACAAUUUCACGACCCUACUAGUAGCCAGACCUCGAAUGUUCAAGAGAGUGUUUCGGUUGACAAGGAGGAUGCAGAUAGUGUCAAAGUGACUUCUACUGAAAGUGUGGAGGGACAGGCUGUUGGUACUGCAGACCCACAAGACGCUCGGCCAAACCACCCACAAGAUAAACCCUCUUUCCACCGUGGUGCACCCAGGGGAAGAUACCGAGGAGACCCAUCUUUCAGACGAGGCAGGGGGUCUUGGCGAGGUUUUCACCGAGGCGGCAAUCACCCACGAGCACCAAACUAUCCAUCCUCACCACAACCAUCUGGAUGGUCGUCAGCCAGCGCAGUCGACACGCCUGUAUCCGAUGGACCCAGCCAUGUUGAUGAAAAAGAUGGCAAAGUGGAUGCUGACGUUGAACAACUUGCUGACUCGGUGUCACAAACAUCUCUAGCUGCUGGAGAACAAGUGGCAGCGGGAGAUCAACCAACGGGUGACACAAAAGAUGCUGCUGAUCAAGCAAGGCGGGAAGCGAAGCGAGAUAAGGCACGAAAGAAACGACAGGCGAAACGACUCUCAAUGAAAAUGGCCAAUUCUGAUAGUAAGGAAUCGCUGCCUAACCAGUCCCCUAUACCCGAAUCAUCCGCAACCAAAACCCAGCUUCCGUCUGAUCGACCUAAGAAAUCUCACAAGACUCGACCCUUUUCUAAAUCCAACCCAAUGUCUAGGGAUGAAGCUUUGAAAAACGAAAGCAAUUCAGCUACUUUGGAAGUUUCCCCGGACGUUGUAUCGGAUGCAGCAGCACACGAAACGGUCAGUCAACCAGCCGAAUCGUCGUCACCUGCCAAAGUCGAAGGUAAUGACGACAAACCGAAACGACAGAGGAAGCAGCAUAACCAUCGAUCACCUGCACAAAACGUGGAUAUGAAAGACAAGGUUGCAGUCCAAACGCCAGCGGAUGACAGUCACCAAGAGCCAUCGGCCACCACCACUGAAUAUACACAUCAUAAAUACAAGAAAAACUUUGCACGUCAAGAAGAUAAUAUAAGACCAGCUCACCCUAGAAAUGAUGUUCCUGUCCCCAUGGCGCAUCAAAUGCAACCAGCCGUUUCCACACCUUCCUUUGUGUCUCAGCCUGUUGCUUUCGCUAUCACCUCACCCAACGGAGGACCCAUUCCAGUGUACACCAUGCCUUUCCCACCCAUGAAUCCGGCUAUGGGAGAUGGGCAAGGAGGAAGGCAAGGUAUGUUUUAUGCGCCAAUGAUGGGUUCACCCGGUGCUACAGCUUCCACCCCAACAUCUGCCACGCCCACCAUGAUGGAUCCGAACAAUAUGAUGUACAUGCCAUACGAUUCUCAGCAAAUGAUGAUGUACAAUCCCUAUUGGUAUCAACCGGUGGGUAUGACGCAGCAAGGUAUGCCACCACCGAACCCAGGUUGGAAUGCAGCGGGCGGUGGAGACUACAGCAACAACUGGAAGCAUCCAUCACAACAUGAUGCCACUUAUCAUCCAUCGACUAGUGUUGCCUAUACUAAUGAGCAUAUGUCGUAUCCUAAUGACAAUAACGGUCCACAAGCAGUCUAUUACUACCCCGUAUCAUAUUGAAUUUUUUCAUCUUCAUCAUUGUAUCAUUUUCCCCCUCAGCUAGCAUAUUCUCUUCUUUUCCUUUCCUUUUACUGCGUCACAAAUUUACAUUGGAUGGAAAAAACAAUCCUUCAUAAAUCCUUUUUUUUUUUUUUACCUUCUUUCUGUUUUCUAAAAUAAAAAUAUCUCAUACAUCGUGGCUCACUAACUAUCAAAAAAGCGACGACAUCGGAGCGAAACCCACAAGCGAAGCGAAUCACGUGACGCUGAAAAACGCUGAAACUGUUUCCAUU